Messenger RNA from Rhagoletis zephyria (snowberry fruit fly), 783 nucleotides. It is a transcript of the gene crok, whose product is annotated as crooked. Lineage: Eukaryota; Metazoa; Arthropoda; Insecta; Diptera; Tephritidae. The record is from RefSeq and is a predicted model, not a curated record. Gene Ontology annotation, biological process: sleep; regulation of synaptic transmission, cholinergic; positive regulation of voltage-gated potassium channel activity.
AACAUAUUGGUAUCGAAUGCCAAAAGUAUCGAUAUGGUAUCGUAUCGUAUCGAAAUUCGUAUUCCUAUAUUCAGCAAAUCGCUAAUUCUGGGUGGGGACACUUUCUCUUCAGCCCCGGUAAAAUAAGAAUUAUUGGAGAUGAUUUCUUUAAAAUCUUCAGUACUGGUUAGCACACUACUUAUGUGUUUAUUGCAAUUGGGGUCGACAAUUAAAUGCUGGGACUGUCGCUCCGAUAAUGAUCCAAAAUGUGGGAAUCCUUUUGAUAACAGUUCUUUGGUGAUUACGGAUUGUGCGCAUGAGCCUGAAUUAUUGCAUUUGCCUGGCGUUCGGCCGACAAUGUGCCGGAAAAUUCGUCAAAAAAUGUAUGGUGAAUGGAGGUAUUUUCGAAGUUGUGCCUACAUGGGUGAACCAGGAAUUGAAGGAGAUGAACGGUUUUGCCUUAUGCGCACAGGAAGCUACAACAUUUUCAUGGAAUAUUGCACUUGUAAUAGCAAGGAUGGUUGUAAUAGUGGAAGUUUCCCGAGCGGGAAUAAAUUUGCAAUAUUUCUUAGUUCAAUACUGAUAGGAAUAAUAGCUUGGACACUCCAUAUCUAAAGACACAGCUGAUCGCAUGUGUACGUCUGCAUACUAAUGAAAAAUGCCUUAUAUAACGAUUUUUUGAUCGUUUACGCGUUUAUGUAAAUUUUACAUUGCAAAUUAGAAAUGCCAUCCUUAGGCGAACUAAUAGCCGAAGUACAAAAACAAAAACUUGCAUGUAUUUUGCUUUCGGUACACAAAUAUAAA